Messenger RNA from Lichtheimia ornata, 1098 nucleotides. RefSeq lists its product as uncharacterized. Gene Ontology annotation, cellular component: cytosol; microtubule cytoskeleton; septin ring. Gene Ontology annotation, molecular function: GTPase activity; GTP binding; molecular adaptor activity. The coding region runs from base 1 to 1098 and encodes 365 amino acids. The transcript is spliced from 13 exons. Gene Ontology annotation, biological process: cytoskeleton-dependent cytokinesis. The record is from RefSeq and is a predicted model, not a curated record. Lineage: Eukaryota; Fungi; Mucoromycota; Mucoromycetes; Mucorales; Lichtheimiaceae.
AUGGCUCAUAGACUUGGCGGUCGCAGAAAGAAUGUCAAGAAGGGUUUCCAGUUCACCUUGAUGGUUGUUGGUGCUUCUGGCACUGGACGUACCACCUUUGUCAACACUCUUUGUGGAUCUAAUGUCCUCGCUAAAAAGAUCUGCGACAACCCUGAAGAAGCUCAUAAUGAACCAGGCAUCACCAUUAAGCCCAUGUCUGUUGAAUUGGAUGAAGAUGGUGUACGGAUCUCGUUGACCAUUGUUGAUACGCCUGGUUUUGGUGACAAUAUCGAUAAUGAACGAUGCUUCCAGGAGAUUGUUGGCUAUUUGGAAAGACAAUACGACGAUAUCCUCGCUGAAGAAAGCCGUAUCAAACGUAACCCAAGAUUCCGCGACAAUCGAGUACAUGCCUUGCUUUAUUUCAUUUCACCUACCGGUCAUGCUCUUCGCGAGAUUGAUAUCGAAUUGAUGCGUCGCCUAAGUCCUCGAGUCAACGUGAUCCCUGUGGUCGGUCGUGCAGAUUCCUUGACACCCCAGGAGUUGCAUGAUUUCAAGCGAAGAAUCAUGGAAGACGUUGAGCAUUACAACAUUCCCAUUUACAACUUUCCAUAUGAUGUCGAGGAAGAUGAUGAAGAUACCAUUGAGGAAAACAGCGAGCUCCGAGCAUUGCUACCCUUUUCAAUCAUUGGCAGUGAUGAGGAGAUUGUUGUCAAUGGCCGUACAGUACGUGGUCGUCAAUAUCCAUGGGGUGCUGUGGAAGUGGACAAUCCCCAGCAUUCGGAUUUUGCUCGUUUGCGAUCAGCCUUGUUAAGUUCUCAUCUUCAAGAUCUCAAGGAAAUCACCCAUGACUUUUUGUAUGAAAACUACCGUACCGAGAAGCUGAGUCGUACCGUGGAUGGUGGUGAACAAGAGGAUGCUUCACUCAAUGCUGAUGAUAUGGCUAGUCAAAGCGUACGUUUGAAGGAGGAGCAGCUCCGAAAGGAAGAAGAAAAGCUUCGGGAGAUUGAGCUCAAGGUCCAACGUGAAAUUCAAGAAAAGCGUGCCGAGCUUUUGAGCAAGGAAGAAGCACUUCGUAGUCUUGAAGCGAGAUUGGCUCAGGCGCAGAUUUCCGAAGAGUAA